UGGCCGCGCUCCUGGACGGACGGUCCGGAGCGCCGGGGAUAAGUCACUUGGCCAAGGUGACUUCGCAGCCGAGCCCCAGCUCCGAAGUCCCGGCUCCAGCCCCUGCCCUGCCCGCACCGGCGCUCCCGCGGCCAACGCUUCUCCUGCGAGCACUGCGGCUGCACCCCGCUUUGCCCCGCUCCUGCGCUGCCCGGCGAGCGGGGACCGCGCUGCCUGCCUGCCCGGGACCGGGGGAUGGCCGCGGGGAGGCCGUGCACUGCUUCAGCGCCAGCACGCCCGCCGACAGGUUUGCACAUCUUCGCCAUCGCCUUCGCCUUGGAGGUGUCGGUGGGGAAGACCAACACGGUGACGGCUCUGAAUAACUCCAAUGUCCUGCUGCCCUGUGUCUUCUCCACCUGCAUAGGCUUCCAGGACCUGAUCUUCACAUGGUAUUUCAACUCAACAGAGCUGAUUUACCACGGCAAGAUAAAGAACAAAGCCACGGAGCCCACCCUCAUCUGGCACAACCCGCGGGUGGAGUUUGUCGGCUCCACCACCAAGAAGGAAAACAACAUCUCCAUCGUGCUGAACAGCGUGGAGUUCAGCGAUGCUGGCAAGUACACCUGCCACGUCAAGAACCCCAAGGAGAGGAACGCCCAGCACAACGCCACCAUCUUCCUCACCGUGGUCCAUAAGAUGGUGGAGACGGACAACACUGUGACACUCAUCAUCGUGGGCGUGGUGGGGGGGCUCAUCGGCCUCCUCAUCCUCUUCAUGCUCAUCAAGAGGGUGGUCCUGUUCAUCAUCAAGAAGACGCAGGAUGGGAAGAAGGAGUGUCUGGUGAGCUCGUCAGGGAACGACAACACCGAGAACGGCCUGGCCGGCUCCAAGGCGGAACAAAAAGCACCACCAAAGGCAUGAACGAAGCAGCGGCGCCCCGCGCCCGCCUUGCCCCGCCGCGGGAGCCCGGGCACGGGACGAGCCUUCCCCUUUUGUUUUCUUUCCGAACUGCCAGCGCUUGAGACAUGUUUCUAUUACACACGUGCCUGCAACCUGCACUGCUUCUCGGACAAGGCUGCGGCUGCUGGGGGGACUGGGAGCUUCUCGCGGACUCAGACUGGGAGGCUGCUGGGGCACAGGGAGCCGCCGGCUCGGCUCUGAGCACAGGCAAGAGGGUGCCGGGCAGGCAGGGCAGGGCAGGGGCC
Messenger RNA from Vidua chalybeata, 1184 nucleotides. RefSeq names its product sodium voltage-gated channel beta subunit 4 (gene SCN4B). Lineage: Eukaryota; Metazoa; Chordata; Aves; Passeriformes; Viduidae. Gene Ontology annotation, cellular component: membrane; voltage-gated sodium channel complex. The coding region runs from base 235 to 900 and encodes 221 amino acids. The transcript is spliced from 6 exons. Gene Ontology annotation, biological process: cardiac muscle cell action potential involved in contraction; regulation of ventricular cardiac muscle cell membrane repolarization; regulation of sodium ion transmembrane transporter activity. Gene Ontology annotation, molecular function: sodium channel regulator activity; transmembrane transporter binding. The record is from RefSeq and is a predicted model, not a curated record.